Molecule: messenger RNA, 1140 nt
Organism: Cryphonectria parasitica EP155
Lineage: Eukaryota; Fungi; Ascomycota; Sordariomycetes; Diaporthales; Cryphonectriaceae
Exons: 5
Coding region: 172-909 (245 amino acids)
Source: RefSeq, a predicted model, not a curated record
CUUUUGACUCGAGCAAAAUGGAUGGAGCCAGGCUGAUUGCUAUCUUGCUCAGAUGGAGGGGCAAGAUUUCACGGCGAGGACUUUAUACCCCCUCGGACAGCGAGCUUCCCACCGUUCAAGUUGAGAACUUCCCUACAGGGUAUCCUCAGUACGCUGCUCUCAUCUCAUCGUAUGAUCCUUUCUUUGUCUUCCGGUCUUUCCGUCGGCUCCGGGCGAGACUCGAAGCAGGACGAACUUGAUGUUCUCGAGGCGCAGCUUGAUCGACUGGACCGCAAGGAGGUCUCUCCAUAUGUCCUGGUGACGCAUCGAAAUGACAGCAACAUCGCUCGUACCACCCUUCUUGCUCAGAUUCACAUGCGCCUGGCCGAAUACGAUGAAUUUCUCAACAGAUGCCAAAAAACGCUGAGCUACAGCCAUGCAAACCCGCGUGACGUCGCGAGCCUUCAAAAUUGGUUAGACGGAACGGGGUGCAUCAAUGAAGACGAGACCUCGUACCUCGACACAAGGAGCGACUUGGUCAGCCUGACGUCCUCCAGCGAUCUAGCCAUGAAGCAGCUGGAAGAUUGGGUGGAAGAUCAACUUAUACAAUACUAUAGAGGGUUCCGAGAGGGUCCCGGUUUCGAGGUCUCGUCCAACUCGGAUGUCUACGUCUAUUCCGGUACUAUGAUCAAGAAUAUUGCGACAGGCCUAAUGUUGUUCCUCAUAACAUUCUUGCUUCUUACACCUGUCGUGGUCUGCAUCCUUGUGGAUAGCAUACCGGCACGAAUUGUCAUCAUCAUUAUAUCUACGGGGUGCUUUCUCGUGGCUUCAUCACGGCUAACAAAGUCAAAAAUGAUAGAGCUUAUAUUAGCCGGCGGAACAUUCGCAACAAUUUCAACCGUCUUCGUCUCGAAUUCCAAGAGCAGCUAAACCCUUACCAUGAUCAGCAGCACCAGCCCAGAGAGACAUUGGGGUGACGAUUUCGAUGUAGUGAGAAGCCAUGAUUCGACUGGCUUCUAAGGAAGAUGGAUGACUGCGAACACGGUAGCAGUAGGUAUAUUUGAAAUUGGACACAGAAGAUGGCUGGCCGACAAUAUGUACUUAGAAGGAACGCACACAAGCUUGUUUCGAUUCUAAUCCAAGAAGUUCAUUUUUAAAACU